AGAAAACAUACGGACUAACAGAAUUUGCCACGUUUGUAGCAGCUCCCCUUGUAAAUAAUACUCCGCUUUUCUUGUUUGUUCUAUCUCUCUAUUUGUUGAUUUGGUGGUUGUGCGUGGUGCCGAUCGUAAGCUUUUAAGGUGUUGUUUUUAUAUCUAAGCGAAAAGAUAAGAUAACUUUAACUGGUCUCUUAAGUCUUCUUAGCCUUAUUCACAGCACACAUACCAUCGUGUUUUAUUGAGUGAUGCUGUACAAAGUUACCUCGCUCUCUGGCAGGUGUUUUUUCUGGAACAGCGGAAACCUCCUUAACACAGUUACUCUCUCGAGAACACUGGCUACUACGGCGGUCCUGCAAUCAGCAAAACGUGGAGGUGGUUCUACACAGAAUAACCGAAACUCAGCCGGAAGAAGGCUCGGUGUGAAACUCGUACAUAACCAGUUCGUGAGAGCAAAUCAGAUUAUCGUGCGACAGCGUGGCACAAAAUAUCAUCCUGGUGCAAAUGUUGGUCUUGGACGUGAUCACACCCUUUACGCUCUCGUUACGGGCUAUGUCAAAUUUUACAAGCAAACUCCAGAAAGUCGGCGAAGGCUCAUUGGCGUGUCGUUUGACCCAUCUAUAGACUUUCCAAGACCAUCCGACGAACCUUCUUUAAGGAGAGUUAAUAAGUAUAUCAUUUCGUGAAAUUGUAAUAAAAUAUGGAAAUAAGAGUUGGCGCAUCGCGUCGCGUAGUGUUUUUCAUUUAACCUUAUUUCCUUCGCUUGUGAGUGAGGCUUUUUGUUGACAAACCACCACUAGGCCCACG
Molecule: messenger RNA, 801 nt
Organism: Schizosaccharomyces japonicus yFS275
Lineage: Eukaryota; Fungi; Ascomycota; Schizosaccharomycetes; Schizosaccharomycetales; Schizosaccharomycetaceae
Product: mitochondrial 54S ribosomal protein YmL2
Exons: 2
Coding region: 243-680 (145 amino acids)
Biological process (GO): translation
Cellular component (GO): ribosome
Molecular function (GO): structural constituent of ribosome
Source: RefSeq, a predicted model, not a curated record